AUGACAAAGUGUGUGGAUGGUACAUUUGGCGACAACUGUGGAAGUAAGUGUGGCCAUUGCAUAAAUGGAUCAACAACGUGUCACCACAUUGAUGGAUCAUGCAGAUCUGGCUGUUCGCCUGGAUACAAGGUCGAUACGUGUAUUGAAGUUUGUGAUCCAGGGAAAUAUGGCUCGCAAUGUAGCAGUAUUUGUGGACGCUGUUCCAACGGGGCACCAUGUCACCAUAUCAAUGGCACGUGUUUGACCGGGUGUGCUGCCGGUAAACAGGGCAACACAUGUGAUACAGAUUGUACCCCUGGUAUGUAUGGUCCGAACUGUGAAAACACGUGUGGUGACUGUAAGGGAGGUCCACGUACGUGUAAUAUUACCGACGGGUCGUGUCCUGGCGGAUGUGCAGCGGGAUGGCAGGGAACACUUUGUGAAACUGCGUGUGAAGAAGGACGCUAUGGAGUUAAAUGUGCUGAGCAGUGUGGAAAAUGUCGUGAUGGACAGACCUGUAACCGGUUUAACGGAACAUGUGAGAACGGCUGUAGUCCUGGCUGGAAAGAAUCCGACUGUAAACAGAAUUGUUCUUUUGGAUGGUACGGGGACGCCUGUCGGGAGGAGUGUGGUAGCUGUGCAGGAGGCAAAAAUUGUGAUCAUGUCGACGGACGAUGCCCCAAAGAUGGACAAACUUAUCGGUGUGAUCCUGGAUUGAAAGGGGAAACGUGCAAAAUUGUUUGUAGUAGCACUGAAUAUGGACCUGACUGUAGGCAGGUAUGCGGACAGUGUUCUAACUCCUCGUGCGAAUCUGUGUCCGGUAACUGUACUGAGGGAUGUACCGAGGGAUGGUCCGGUGUCUUGUGUACAGAGAAGCUUAAUCCUCCCGACCCGCCGUUCGCACCUCCUGGAGGUCUCGUUGGUGGUAUUGCGGGGACAGUUGUAGCAAUAAUAUUCCUUGUAAUCGUUGUGGUUGUAGUAAUAAACAGAAGAAACCAAAAGCCGUUAUCCACUCCAGAACAACCGACCAGUGAUCGAGAGAACGGUGUCCUAUAUGAAAACAUGGCAGCAAACACACACGUGACUGAUACAGCUAACAAUACAGAUCACAUGAUGUACGAAAACGUUGGCAAUAUCAGUCGGAAUGACGAACAUCAGAGCGGACUACUGACGGAAAACCUACUCCAAGAAAUCAUUAGAAAAGAAGAAUGUAAUGAGUUUGAAAUGGACUUCAAGGGAUUUCUGACUGGUAACCAGUUUCCGUGUGAAGAAGCCACCAAAGCGAACAACAAAAGCAGGAAUAGAUACAAGACUACAUUCCCAUACGAUCAUUCAAGAGUACAGCUAGACGGAGACCAAAGUUACAUCAAUGCUAACUUUAUCAAGGAUCUUGACGGGACAAACGCGUAUGUAGCAACACAAGGUCCGAAAAUGAACACUCUUGGAGACUUCUGGAAAAUGGUCUGGCAACUUAAGACGGGGAAAAUCGUAAUGCUUGCAAAAUGCGUUGAAUUGGGAAAGCCAAAAGUUGAAAAGUACUGGCCUGAUGCUGGGUCUUCGAUUUCACAUGAUGGUAUGAAGAUAAGUUUUAUAUCUUCAAAAGAAUACGCAGCCUACACAGUUCGGAAGUUGAAGCUAGAAAAUGAAAAUACACAGAAGACCAGAGUAAUCAGUCAGUUUCAUCUCCUCAAGUGGCCAGACCAUGGAACACCAGACGUCAUGCAUUUUGCACUCCUGUUGCUCCAUAUGGAUUCUGUGAAUUCCAAGCUGUCCGGACCAAUAGUUGUACACUGCAGUGCUGGUGUAGGACGCACAGGGACAUUCAUAGCAUCAGACGUGUUGUUCAGACAUGGCAAAUCCACUGGUCGGGUGGACCCCCCUGCUUACGUACAGAGCAUGAGACAGGACAGGAUGGACAUGGUGCAGACAAAACCACAGUAUGUGUUUAUAUAUCAUGCCCUGGUGGAGCUCUUUCUCAUUGACAACACCAAACUGACCGCUGGCGACUUCGAUUCUAAUUGCCUGAAAUCCUCUCGUCUCCUUCAGGAAUAUAAGGUUAGUGACAUUUUGUUUGUACUAGUUGAAAACAUAACCAGCUUCUGAGUUUCGAACAACAAACAAACGAAAUUCAAAGCUGAACAAAUUAUUCGAUUUAAAUUGAAACAAAUCAAACCAAGUUGAAAACAUCAUUAAACAUUAAAUGAGUAAGGAAUACUUAUAGAAAUGUUCGAAUUUAACAACUUGCCUUGUUUUUAGGGUUGUCAGCGGUUAGCCGGUUAACCGUUUACUCGGUUAGAAGACCGCGAUCCGGUUAAUUAAAUCGAUAACAGAAUAGUAGGACAUGUAUUUACUCUAUGGGAAGCUUCAUGUUUACCAAUUAAGCCGAAAUCGAAUUUCUUUUUUAUAAAAACAGUGUCCAUAUUGCACUGUAACGGUGUCGUGUUUGUGCUUGGUAGGACAUCCUGACAAAGAGAUACCGACAACUCAUUCGAAACAGAUUUCUAAAAGCAGCCAGAAUGUAUAGUUGCGAAAUGCCAACUUUUCGAUGUAAAACUCGCUUUCAGUGUGAGAAAAAUAAAUCUCAAGAGUACACAUUUAUAUGAUAUAUGUCAGUGAAACGUUAAAAGAGUUGCAAUCAUCUAUUAUUGUAUCCCACUUUAUCUUGAUAAAUGUUGAUACUAAAUUAUACUUCACCCUUGUAUUUUCUGCGUUUUGUUGAUGAGGGCUUGAUGAUAAUAUGUUAUACUUUUGAAUGGAAGAAUUGCUAAAAAUACAAUGUACAGUUGUGGGAUCGCACAACGUUACACGAUGUGCGGUGCGUGCAAA
Messenger RNA from Mizuhopecten yessoensis (Yesso scallop), 2805 nucleotides. RefSeq names its product receptor-type tyrosine-protein phosphatase S-like. The coding region runs from base 1 to 2082 and encodes 693 amino acids. NCBI's taxonomy places the organism in Eukaryota, Metazoa, Mollusca, Bivalvia, Pectinida, Pectinidae. The record is from RefSeq and is a predicted model, not a curated record. The transcript has 18 exons. Gene Ontology annotation, molecular function: protein tyrosine phosphatase activity. Gene Ontology annotation, biological process: protein dephosphorylation.